Molecule: messenger RNA, 702 nt
Organism: Drosophila ananassae
Lineage: Eukaryota; Metazoa; Arthropoda; Insecta; Diptera; Drosophilidae
Product: glycine-rich selenoprotein
Exons: 3
Coding region: 135-467 (110 amino acids)
Biological process (GO): calcium ion transport; endoplasmic reticulum calcium ion homeostasis
Cellular component (GO): Golgi apparatus; endoplasmic reticulum membrane
Source: RefSeq, a predicted model, not a curated record
UGAAAAAUACCAAGUAGCCAUAGUUUGUUCAUCUCUAAUAAACCACGUCAAGUUUUGUAUACAAACAGUCAGAAAUUCAGCAAGAUUAGAAAAUUACCAAUCCCGGAAGUGUUUAGAGAUUUAUUUACGGCAGAAUGGUGUACAUCGAUCACAAUGGUCGUCUCUGGGACAAGCGCCCUUGGGAUAUGAGGCGGAUUUUAGCCAUAUUUGUGGGCAUCUGGUUCGCCAUUAAGCAGUUGUUCCAAUCGUUCCUGGCUCCUUUCAAUAGCGACGACAAUAGCGGCGAUUCUCGUGGAAGAAGCGGCUGGAGUAGUAGCAGUUGGGGUGGAGGCGGCGGCGGCGGUGGUGGUGGCGGAGGCGGUAAUGGUGGAGGCGGCGGUGGUUAUGGAGGAUUAAGACCAAACCGGAGAAUCGGACGAAUUCAACCAACUCAGACUUGCAGUGCAGGCGGUUGUUGCGGAUCUUAAAAUUGAUCCAUGCCAAGCAAACGAACAAAAUUCAGCUCGAAAGCACAUUAUUUCCUGGCUAAAGUCCAUCUUUCCUUUUGACUGGCCGCCGUACCUAAUAGGUGCUACGUGAUGAGCCUGUAUUUAAAAAUUCCUAAAAACAUAUGAUACCUUAAUUUCAGAAACAUGCCUUUUAUCUGAUAGUCAAAUUACUUUACUUUACUAUGAAAAACAAUAAAAUAAAAAAAUUAACAAA